AUGAAGAGGCUGCGACUCCUGAAAUGGAGCGGCCAGGUGCACUCUCCACGAUACAGACCUGAUUCUCUUCAAUCACCAUUCCAUACUCUUCGACGUUGUCAAGCUACGACCGCUCCUCGCGUCGAUCCUGUCGAUGAAUUCGACGAUGAACCUUCAGAUGUCUCAUUCUACUCCGAAGAAUCCCUAUUGAAAUUACCCUCGCCUCCGGUCACUGCAGCAAAAACCUCCGCAAAGCUCGCCGCUCUCCACGCUCGACUUUCUCUACCUUCAAGGCUCCCUCUCGAAACUUUGGCAAGGACUCUUGUCGAUGCCUCCGCAGACCCCUCCCCAAGAUUUAAUAACAAACCCUUUGCGGUGCUUGGAAAUGACCUAUUGGGGUACUACACAUCCGAAUACAUCUUGAGCCAAUAUCCAAGGUUACCGCUAGCCGUGGUAUUUGCAGCAAUGUAUGCCUAUCAUGGUCCUGCCACAUUGACUGCGAUGGCAAGAGAAUGGGGCGUCGAGGCCGCAGCGCACCCCGGUGGGGAGGUUGACCCGGGUCUUCUUCAAUUCAAAAGGCUUCCUCCCGAACCAAAACCUGAACAGACAGGCCCACAAAUCAUCUGCACUCGUGAGGAGGGGAAAAGGUUUCGGCGAACCAUGAGCUCAAGAUCGGUAUAUGAUGACCAGUUUGGUGAGCUGAAGGAACGCUUCAAUCCGGAUGAAUCGCCGGGAUCAAAAGGCGUCACGUUAACACGGGCUAGCACAGAUUUUGUGCGGGCCGUGUUUGGGGCGGUAUAUUUGCAUGCUGGAAGAGUUGCCGCAAAGCAAUUUUACAAGGACCAUUUUAUGUCACGACAAUUAGAUAUGGGAAGCCUUUUUCAAUUCAAGAACCCGACAAGAGACCUAAACCGGCUUUGUGCAAGAGAAGGAUUCCAGGCACCGGUGGCGAAAAUUCUAAGCGAGACGGGGCGGAAGAGCAGAACGCCCGUUUUUGUGGUGGGAAUUUAUUCCGGUCAUGACCUUCUUGGGGAAGGUGCAGGCGCCAGUCUGGAUGAAGCCAGAACACGAGCAGCUGUGGCAGCCAUGAAGGGAUGGUAUCUCUACAGUCCCACCGAGUUCCGGUUACCGAGUGAAAUGGAAGAACCUGGAGCCAAGCCUUGGACACCUAUCCUAGUUGACGCCGGAGAGAUUGCGAAUUGA
This is a messenger RNA of Rhinocladiella mackenziei CBS 650.93, 1182 nucleotides long. RefSeq lists its product as uncharacterized. Gene Ontology annotation, molecular function: double-stranded RNA binding; ribonuclease III activity. The record is from RefSeq and is a predicted model, not a curated record. The transcript has a single exon. Gene Ontology annotation, cellular component: nucleus. Bases 1 to 1182 code for a protein of 393 amino acids. Lineage: Eukaryota; Fungi; Ascomycota; Eurotiomycetes; Chaetothyriales; Herpotrichiellaceae. Gene Ontology annotation, biological process: regulation of gene expression; primary miRNA processing; rRNA processing.